AUGAGUUUUGAGGACACGAAGCUGACUUUAGGACUUGCUAGGAGUGGACGGUCUUCCGCUGUUAAGUGCUCUGCAAAACCGGGGUUCGUUGAGACCGUUGAUUUUAACCUUGGGAAGUGUAGCAGCAGACCACGUGGUCGUGGUGACACUCAUGCACAAGUUGUUGGUUGGCCACCGGUGAGAUCAUCUAGAAAGAAGGCUACAAAUGAGAGCUGUAAGUAUGUGAAAGUGGCCGUGGAUGGAGCACCAUAUCUUCGCAAAGUAAACUUAGAAGGUUACUCUAAUUACCAAGAGCUGAUGAAAGAUUUAUUACAGAAUUUGUUUACCUGCUUCACCAUCCGUAACUCUAACAGGGAGGAAAGUGUGGUGAAGGGAAUGGAGUAUGUACCAACAUAUGAAGACAAAGAUGGUGACUGGAUGUUAGUUGGAGAUGUUCCUUGGAAGUAAGUUUAAAUAUUAAUAACAAUAUUUACUACUAUUUUGUUUAUUGUACUUUGAUGGUGCAACA
This is a messenger RNA of Durio zibethinus, 508 nucleotides long. NCBI's taxonomy places the organism in Eukaryota, Viridiplantae, Streptophyta, Magnoliopsida, Malvales, Malvaceae. The record is from RefSeq and is a predicted model, not a curated record.